Molecule: messenger RNA, 414 nt
Organism: Coniosporium apollinis CBS 100218
Lineage: Eukaryota; Fungi; Ascomycota; Dothideomycetes
Exons: 1
Coding region: 1-414 (137 amino acids)
Source: RefSeq, a predicted model, not a curated record
AUGCAGGACUGCUGCAUUGGCCUCCGCCCCACGCUCUGUACAAGCCCAUCGCACGAUAACCCGUGGAUCACGAUGAUGCACGAGCGGCUCUGGCAGAGCGGAUCCUCGCCGGACAACCAUCUUGGAACGCAGGCAGAUGGCGUGGAACCUCUUGUAAGAAGACACUGUGAGCCUCCUCGACUUUAUCGAGCAGAGUACUGCGGCCAGUGCGACACGUACAACACCACGAACUUGUCGGCCGCGAAGGGACGUAUGACUUCCAAGCACAAAGGCAAGGCCGUGGCGGAGCACGGCGGCGGCGGCGGCACUACGAAGAAGACAUUGACCAUUGCCUGGGCCGAAGAUGAGAUGACCGUGAUUGUGGCAGUAUUAAGUGGCAGUACGGGUAUCAGCUCGUGCGCUUCGACAGGUUAG